This is a messenger RNA of Mesorhabditis spiculigera, 1365 nucleotides long. Lineage: Eukaryota; Metazoa; Nematoda; Chromadorea; Rhabditida; Rhabditidae. The record is from the annotation of a GenBank genome assembly.
AUGAGCAGCUCGAAUGACUUGGUGGCCAGGCUGCUGUUUCGGUUGUCGCCGUUCUUGCGCGUGACGAUCGUGCUGAGUGGGGCCGUGCUCGUACAUCUCACGCUGGGAACAUAUCAUACUUUUGGCAACAUGCUCCCCUAUAUGGCCUCCUACCUCCGGAAUUACACGGACCACAACGUGCGCAUCGAGCAUAUGAUGUGGAUUCCGAUGCUGCAGGGCGCUUUUCCGUUCGCGAUGGUGAUUGGCGGUGCGUUGUCGCUAAAGCUCGGGUCGAGGACGGCAGCGGUUAUCGGAUGCUCAAUUUGCACGCUGGGCGUCUACCUCUCCUCACUUUCCAUCAAGCACUCCCUUCCCGCUUUCACAUUCACCUACGGGCUGCUGUUCGGCAUCGGCGAGGGGAUCAGCUACGUUGUGGCCGUCACCUGCGUCAUUAAUUGGGCCCCUGACCGAGUUGGCCUUGUCUCCGGAAUCGUGGCUGCCGGCUUCGGCUUGUCGUCUUCGAUCUUCGCGCCGAUACAGACAGCUCUCGUCAACCCGUGGAACCACCCGGCCACCAAGGAUGGCUACUUCGUGCAGCCUGAACUGCUCGAGCGUGUGCCGCAAGUGUUCCUCACCCUCUCCACCGUAUAUCUGAUUAUGCAGUGCAUCGGGGUGAUUGUCAUCUGCGAUCCGCCGGAGACGGAAAGCACGCGCCGACGGAAUCAAAGCGCCUCCUCAGACGAGCCGGUGCUCUCCAGUGAUGAGGACGACGACUUGAAGCACCCCCAAUCCCCCUCCCUCACCCCGGGGGAAAUGAUGAAGAGCUCAACGUUCUACUUCCUCUUCGCCGCCCUAUUCUGCUGCAGCUUCUAUGCGAACAUGUUCUACAACUUGUACAAGACCUACGCCGAGACGUUCAUCAGCGACGACUUCUUUCUGGCGCUCUGCUUCUCGAUCGGGAGCGUGGCAAAUGCGAUUGCGAGGAUUGGAUGGGGAUAUCUGUCGGAUAAGACAAGCUUUCAGCUGACAAUUGCCAUCGCGUGCUGCUCCGCCUCCGGGCUUUUGUUGUCGAUGCCGCUGACGCAGCACUUGGGGCAGACGGCUUAUCUUAUUUGGCUGAUCCUGCUAUUCAUUUGCAUGGCUGCAACACACGCCCUUUUCAUCACGGCGGCCGUGAAGUGCUUCGGGCCCAAAUAUAAGGGCCCAAACUAUGGCCUGCUCAUCUUCUCCACGAGCUGUUCCGGGACGAUCCUCUCCAUAGCCUCAGAAUAUUGGCUUCCGCUGAUCGGCUACAACUGGGCCUUCAUCAUCACCGCAGCUUUUCCCUUCACCGCCUUCGUCCUCACAUCGACAAUCCAGUACACCAAACACGGCCAUUACAUCUGC